Paramecium octaurelia is the source of this 948-nucleotide messenger RNA. The record is from the annotation of a GenBank genome assembly. NCBI's taxonomy places the organism in Eukaryota, Ciliophora, Oligohymenophorea, Peniculida, Parameciidae.
AUGAACAAGCUUCUAGCUCUCUCUUUAGGAUCUAUUAGUUUGAUAGCAGGAAAAUUACAAAUUAUGGGAGGAAUUAACUAUUUUAGAAAACAUCAAGAAGUACAAAUUAUUUUAAAUGAGAUUGCUUUGCAUGAUAAAACUAUAUUGAUAACUGGGGCUACAGAUGGAAUUGGUUGGGAAACAGCCAAAAAAUUAUCAAAAGCCAAAAGUAUAAUUGUUGCAGGAAGAAAUAUUGAAAGAAUCAAAUCCUAAUUAAAUAAUUACACCAACAUCCAAUACAUGUAGUUAGAUUUAAAUGAUUUGGAUAAAGUGUAGUAAUUCUGUGAUGAAUUUAAAAAGAGUUAUGGAAAAUUAGAUAUCCUAAUUAAUAAUGCAGGAGUUUUUAAUUUAGAAUUAAAAUAUACUAAAUAAGGAUUUGAAUAGAAUUUUGGUAUUAAUUAUUUAUCUCCUUUUUUGUUAACUUAUAAUUUACUUAGUCACAUUCCAAAUGAGUAAGAAUCAAGAAUAAUCUUUGUUGCUUCACGUGCACACACAGAUUCUCCGCGUUAAGUUGAUUUCAACUAUUAUCUAAAACAAGACCCUAUACCAUAUCCUUGUCAUAAAACAUAUGCCAUUUCUAAAUUAGCUAAUAUGUAUGAAGCAUCAUCAUUUGCAAAUCAUCUCAAAGGAACUAAUAUUAAAGUUUAUUCAUUGCAUCCUGGAGUAGUACGAACAAAUAUGCUUAAUUAAUUUCGGUUUUAUUCAUUUUUAGCUCCAUUUAUAUGGUAUUUCACUAAAACUCCUGAAUAAGGAUCAGUCACUUCAAAAUAUUUAGCAACAUCACCAAACAACAAUCUAAAGAAUGGAUAUUAUUAUAAAGAUUGCUAUCCUAAGUAUCUAAAAUCAGACGAUAACGUAUUGUUUGAUAACACAAUAAAGUUACUUUAAAAACUUGGGUAUAUUAAAUGA